AUGAAUACCCACCAGCCAACUUCCUCGGCCAUUAAUGGCAUCGAGUUUGGCUUUCUUACUACAAAAGACAUCAAGUCGCUCUCGGUGAAGCGCAUCACGAACCCAACCACAUUCGAUUCGCUGCUUCACCCAGUGCCAGGUGGUCUGCACGAUGCAGCACUCGGUGCUUUCCUCGACAAUCCAUGCGGAACAUGCGGUCUCACAAACUUCCUGGGCUGCCCUGGCCACUGCGGCCACAUCGAACUCCCAGUACCUGUAUACCACCUCACAUUCAUUGACCAGCUGCUGCGACUGCUCCGAGGCAAGUGCGCAUACUGCCAUCAGCUCAAGUUCCCCCGUGUGCAGGUCAACGAGUUUGUCUCCAAGCUGCGCUUGAUAAGAUGCGGAUUGGUGCAAGAGGCAAACGACAUGCACGAGCACAUCAAUCUUGAAAAGGGCAAGACAAGCAAACGGGCCGCCGACGAUUCCGAAGAUGAAGACAACGACCAAGAUGACAUCAUCUCACAGCGAAACAGCUAUGUGAAGAAGUGCAUGAAGCGAGCGGGCAUUUCAAAGCAUGAUGCCAGGUCGGUGCGCGAAAAGAAUGAAGCCAUUUCCGAUGCGCGCCGACAGGUAGUCAAAGAAUUCUACGCAGAGCUUGUCAAGCGCAGGACCUGUGGCAACUGCCAGGGCAUCAGUCCUACGUACCGUAAAGACCGGGGCAUCAAAAUUUUCCGAAAGGCGCUUAGCCAGAAAGACAAGACCAAGAUGGCCCAGGCGGAGAAGCGCAUCCAAAAUCCCCUCGAUAUUCUGGCCCGGCGAGACGCGAAGGCAAAGAAGCAACACGUACAUGCGGACGAGGGUGUGGCGGACCUAGACCCCGCCUCUGAAGAAGAUGAGGACAUCGAUAUGGAGGACUUGCAACAAGCCGAUGGCUCGCUCGUCGCCACCGAGGCACGCAUGGCCAGGAAAGCGAAGACGGAUGAGACCUUGGAAGCCGCACAAGAGUACGUUAACUCGAGUGAAGUCAAGGCAGCCAUGACUCUGCUCUUCGAGAACGAGUCGGAGAUGAUGCGGUUGCUCUACAGCCCAUACGGAUCAAAGUCUCUGGUGGAUGUGAGCGCCGACAUGUUCUUCACUCAAGCCAUCAUUGUCCCUCCCAACAAGUUCAGACCUGAAGACAAGACGGGCGACUCCAUUGCUGAGUCGUCUAAGAAUAAGCUCUACAAGGGCAUCCUGGAGGCUUGCGAAAGCAUUCGUCAGAUCAGCCAGGAGAUGCAAGGCAAGCCCAAUGAGCUAGGUUUCAGACAACGAAACUUUGACGACAUGCAGACUCAAUUCGUGAACCUACAGGGCGCUGUGAACGCCCUCAUUGAUCGCGACGCCAACCCCGUACAAGGCCGUGGUGCGGUUACCAACGCCGAUGGUAUCAAACAAGGUCUCGAGAAGAAGGAGGGUCUUUUCCGGAAGAACAUGAUGGGCAAGCGUGUCAACUUUGCUGCACGAAGUGUCAUUUCACCCGACCCGAAUAUCGAAACCAACGAGAUUGGUGUCCCUCCAGUAUUCGCCGUUAAGCUUACUUAUCCUGAGCCUGUCACCAACCACAACUUUUACGACCUCAAGGAAGCAGUACUCAAUGGCCCAGACAAGUGGCCUGGAGCGCACGCCAUUGAGAACGAAUUCGGACAAAUCAUCUCGCUGAAGAAGAAGAAUUACGAAGAGCGAUUAGCCUUGGCCAACCAGCUACUCGCCCCAUCCAAUUCCUACUCCAACGGUGCCAAGAACAAGAAAGUGCAUCGCCAUCUCAACAAUGGCGAUGUGGUGAUUAUGAAUCGACAACCGACACUGCACAAGCCCUCUAUGAUGGCGCACAGAGCACGUGUGUUGCCAGGAGAGAAGACGAUUCGUAUGCACUACGCCAACUGUAACACAUACAACGCCGACUUUGACGGUGACGAGAUGAACAUGCAUUUCCCCCAGAAUGAGCUUGCUCGCGCGGAGGCCAUGACUAUCGCAGAUACUGAUCACCAGUAUCUGUCUGCAACCGCUGGAAAACCCCUACGAGGUUUGAUUCAAGAUCAUAUUUCCAUGGGAGUUUGGCUGUCCAACAAAGACACCUUCUUUACGAGAGAUCAGUACCACCAGCUACUCUACUCUUGCUUGCGGCCAGAGGAUGGCCACACGACCUCGGGCAGGCUUGAGACUGUUGUGCCAGCUAUCCUGAAGCCUCAACCAAUGUGGACAGGUAAACAGAUCAUCACAACCGUCUUGAAGAACAUCAAGCCAGCAGAAUACCAGGAUCUAACACUUUCGUCCAAGUCAUCCACAAACGGCAAACUGUGGGGCGCACACUCCGAAGAGCAGUUUGUCAUAGUCAAGGAUGGCGCGCUUUUGACUGGCAUCAUGGACAAGGGUCAGAUUGGACCUGCUGCUGGCGGUCUGAUCAACGGUAUCUACGAGGCAUAUGGUGAGACCAUCGCUGGAAGGGCUUUGAGUAUCAUUGGACGGUUACUUACCAAGAUGCUACACAUGCGUGCAUUCUCUUGCGGUGUUGAGGAUCUUAUCCUUACCGGACAAGGAGAGGAGGCAAGAUUGGUAGAGCUCCGCAAAGCAGAAAAUAUCGGAUUCGAAGUAGCGUCCAAGUAUGUUACUUUGAACGCCGAAAAGAUCGACCCUACCAAUCCAGAGCUACGGCGACGACUUGAAGCAGUUUUGCGAGAUGAUACGAAGCAACACGGUCUCGAUCUUCUCACGAACACUGCAAACAGCAAGAUCUCUUCGGCGGUCACUGCGGCCGUCCUUCCUGACAAGCUCAUCAAGGCGUUCCCCAAGAAUCAAAUGCAAGCCAUGACAGGUUCUGGUGCCAAGGGUAGCAUGGUCAACGCAAACCAGAUUUCUUGCAAUCUUGGACAGCAAGUUCUUGAAGGCCGAAGAGUUCCCGUCAUGAUCAGUGGUAAAACGCUGCCGUGCUUCAAGCCUUUUGAAACCAGCGUCCGUGCUGGUGGUUACAUUGUCAACCGUUUCUUGACUGGUGUCCGACCACAGGAGUACUAUUUCCAUAUGAUGGCUGGUCGAGAAGGUCUUAUUGAUACCGCUGUCAAGACUUCGCGUUCCGGUUACCUGCAACGAUGUAUCAUCAAGGGUAUGGAAGGUCUUCGCGUUGAAUACGACACCUCGGUCCGUGAUUCAGAUGGCUCUAUGGUCCAGUUCCUCUACGGAGAGGAUGGACUUGAUACGACCAAGCAGAAAUAUCUCAACGACUUCAAGUUCCAGGCUCAGAACUUCUACUCUUUGGCUCAAGCCCUUCACACUGCAGAGGCCUACCCUCGUGUCUCCAGUGCUGAGGCUGCUGAGCAUAACAAGAAGGCUGCGAAGAAGGCGAGGAAGGGCGAUACUGCAUCCAUGGACCCUGCCACUGCAGUUUAUACGCCCUCACGGCACAGUGGUAGUACUUCGGAAACAUUUUUGCAAGCCAAGCGCGAGUACUGCGAUAAAAAUCCCGACAAACUGCUCAAGAACAAGAAGAAGGAUGAAGAAGGCGAGAUUCUUAAGCGCACAUUUGAGCAGAUGCUCGACCUCAAAUACCUGCGAUCGCUGGUUGAGCCUGGUGAGGCUGUUGGUGUUGUGGCUGGUCAGUCGAUUGGUGAGCCUUCAACACAGAUGACACUGAACACUUUCCAUUUGGCUGGUCACUCUGCAAAGAACGUCACUCUUGGUAUCCCUCGUCUACGAGAAAUCGUGAUGACGGCUAGUGCAAACAUCUCCACACCUUCGAUGCAACUAUAUCCCCACCCCGAGCUGUCAAAAGAGGAUUGCGAAAAGUUUGCAAAGAGCAUCACGCGUCUACCACUUUCCGCUGUGCUUGACAAGGUCACCGUAACAGAGACGCUCGGCGCGGGUACUCAGUUCAGUCAGGCGAGAACCUACAAGAUUCGUUUAGACUUCUACCCUGCAAAGGAGUACACUAAGGAGUAUGCUAUCAAGGUCCGUGAUGUUGCCGAAUCGAUUGAGCAGAAGUUCUGCCCUCGACUACAGAAGAUGAUUCGCGCCGAUCUGAAGAAGAAGGCCGCAAACAAGUCACUCUCUACAGCAAGCUCAGCUAGUGUUCCCACAAUUGGCGAGAAGACUGGUAGGAGUGAUGAAGCGACAGUUGAGGAGUCCGAAGAAACUCUUCAGGCUGAUCGGGAAGGUGGUGCUGAAGACGAAGACAGUGAUGAUGGCGAAGGCGACAAUGACAACACCCAUGCCAAGGAUCGGGGCAGGCGUGAGGACAGUGUAGCCUAUGAGGAACCAGAGGAGGAAGAACAAGCUGCCAAUGCUAGACUGGACCGAGAGGAUGAAAUCAGCGAGGACGACGAGACAUAUGGUGGCAGCCCCAAGCCAUCACGCGCCGCUACCCCCGAUGCCGAGUCAGACGAUGAGGAUGAAGAGAUGAUUAUUCCUACCGACGAGGCCUCGGACGUUCGCCGUAACCGCAUUUGCACCAAGAAUGCUGACAUCUUUGAAUUCACUUUCGACGACCGCAAGGGCGCUUUCUGCGAGAUUAGUUUUGAGUUCUCAGCUUCCACGGCGAAGCUUCUCAUGCUCCAUCACGUCGAGGACGCUGCCAACUUUUCCACCAUCCAUGUCAUUCCUGGCAUCACGGCCGCGCAGUUCUCGGCUCAAUCGAAGGAUGUCCCGGAGAAUGUCAUCAACACGGAAGGUUCCAAUCUCAUUGCCAUGCGGGAAUACGCUCACAUCAUCGACGUGAACCGCACCAUGACCAACGACAUCGUGGCCAUGUUGCACUUGUAUGGUGUCGAAGCCGCACGUGCUACCAUUGUGCGCGAAAUGCACGCCGUCUUCUCCGGUCACGGUAUCAGCGUCGACCAGCGCCAUCUCAACCUCAUUGCCGACACCAUGACCAAGGGUGGAGGCUUCUCGCCUUUCAACCGCAUCGGCAUGAAGGGUAACGUGAGUCCGUUCAUGAAGAUGAGUUUCGAAACCACUGUUGGUUUCCUCAAGGAUGCCGUCCUCGAGCAUGACUGGGACGAGCUCAAGAACCCGAGUGCCAGGAUUGUUGUUGGCAGACUGAGCACAGUUGGUACAGGUGCCUUUGACGUUCUUGCCCCUGUCAGGAUUCGUGACCCGCUCAAGCAGGCAGUCGCCGAGGUCAACGAUGUCCUCAAUGACGAUGUGCGCCAGAAGCGUGAUUCAGACUCUGAAAGCGAGGAUGAAGAAGAGGAAGAGGAGGAUGAGGAUGAGGGUGGUGUGGAAGUGGAAAUGCGGGACGUCGAGAUGCAAGAUGUGGAUGAGGUUGAGGAGGAGGAGGUUCCGGAGGAACCCAAGAAGGAAAAGAAGAAGAAGAGUAAGAAGCACUAG
Messenger RNA from Bipolaris zeicola 26-R-13, 5340 nucleotides. RefSeq lists its product as uncharacterized. Gene Ontology annotation, cellular component: RNA polymerase I complex. The record is from RefSeq and is a predicted model, not a curated record. Gene Ontology annotation, biological process: DNA-templated transcription. Lineage: Eukaryota; Fungi; Ascomycota; Dothideomycetes; Pleosporales; Pleosporaceae. The transcript is spliced from 2 exons. Gene Ontology annotation, molecular function: DNA binding; DNA-directed RNA polymerase activity. Bases 1 to 5340 code for a protein of 1779 amino acids.